CCGGGGCAGGCAGGAUCAGGGCCCCAGUCAUGGAGUGUGAGGCUGAAGCCGGGCUGCUGAAUGAUGCUGCCAGGCUGGAAAAUACCAGAGCAACGAAGCUGUUGAGUCAUUUGUGACCAAGAUUAGCCGUGCAAACAGCCGACCCGUGGCUCAGACUAUGGGCCUGAGCUGCUGGAAUCUCUGAGGCUCAGCAGAAAGGAUCUCAGAGAAAGCAUAGUGCUGACUGCUUUACAAACGCAGGCCUGGGGCCCCGGCCAGCCGGCUGCUAUAUAACCAGAGGCGCUGGAGCAGGCAGAUAUUACAUGGAGGAAGCAGCAGUGCAGGCUGAGCUAGGCACCGGCCCUGCAGCAAAGAUGGCUCAGACCAACCCUCUGCCUGGCCCCACAGGCCCGUGGAAGAUCACAGCCUACGACCAAGAAAACUUCCAGGGAAAGAAGAUGGAGUUCACCUCGGCCUGCCCCACCAUCAUCGAGUGCGGUUUCGAGAACAUCCGCUCCCUGAAAGUGGAAAGUGGCGCCUGGAUCGGUUAUGAGCACACCAGCUUCUGCGGGCAGCAGUUUAUCUUGGAAAGGGGAGAAUACCCACGGUGGGAUGCCUGGAGUGGGAGCAACGCCUACCACACCGAGCGCCUGAUGUCCUUCCGCCCCAUCUGCUGUGCUAAUCACAAGGAGUCCAAGAUGACAGUCUUUGAGAAGGAGAACUUCAUAGGACGCCAGUGGGAACUAUCGGACGACUACCCCUCCCUGCAGGCAAUGGGCUGGGGAAACAAUGAAGUGGGCUCCAUGAAGGUGCAGCGUGGCGCCUGGGUUUGCUACCAGUAUCCUGGUUACCGUGGCUACCAGUACAUUUUGGAGAGCGACCAUCACGGUGGAGAUUACAAGCACUGGAGAGAGUGGGGCUCACACGCCCAGACCUUCCAGGUCCAGUCUAUUCGGCGUGUCCAGCAGUAGAUGUUUGUGUUCACACUCUCCUCUUUCAAGAGCGUCUUCACUGGAUUUCUAAAGCACUCUGAUCCUUAUGGUGCUAACACUUCCCCUUCCAAAACAGAUUCCUUUCUUGUACUGUGACUGCUGUUGGGACAUCACUUCUUUAUGGUACUAAUUGCUGCAAUUACCAAUAAAUGUCACUGAAAGAAAA
Mauremys reevesii (Reeves's turtle) is the source of this 1137-nucleotide messenger RNA. RefSeq names its product crystallin beta A1 (gene CRYBA1). Gene Ontology annotation, biological process: visual perception; lens development in camera-type eye. The record is from RefSeq and is a predicted model, not a curated record. Lineage: Eukaryota; Metazoa; Chordata; Testudines; Geoemydidae. The transcript has 7 exons. The coding region runs from base 303 to 950 and encodes 215 amino acids. Gene Ontology annotation, molecular function: structural constituent of eye lens.